UACUCUCUCUAAUUCCUUUAUCCCUCCCCCUUUUUUUCAACUUGAUCUGCCCCUCUCCACUGCACAGCAUCUCUCUCUCUCUGCCCCUCUCUCUCACUCUCUCUCACACACACUUUCACUCUUUCGCUUGCGCUUCCACUCGAGCACAUGCAGACGGAGGGAGAGAGGGAGGAGGGAUGAACGAGGUGCACACAUGUGAGGAUCUCCUGAACUGCCGGGCCAAGGCAGAACUGGUGAAGAGAGAAGAAGAAGAAGAGGAGGAGAAGGAGGAGGAAUAGAGGACUACUGCAGAGACCAGCCAGCUUCUCUCUCUCUUUCUCUCUCUCUCUCUCUCUCUUUUUUUAUAUUUCACUCUCUCCCUCACUGCUUCACUGCUUUCAUUACCCAGUCUUCUUCAUCCCCUACUCUAUCCCUCUGCUAAUAAUACCAUGAACCUGCCUACUGCUUGUUGCUAAGGGGGAGCCGACCGGGGGGAGUGCAGAGAGUGGACCAGGCAUUUUUGUGUUUCUAAGGACGUUGUGAAAAAUGGCGGAGGGGACCAAAGACCAGGCAGGGGUGGGCACCACUGAUCCAGAGGAGGACUCCCCGAAUAUGAUCGUGUACAGAAAGAUUGAAGACAUUGUAACACGAAUACAAGAUGAGAAAGCGGGAGGUGUAUCCAUCCGGACUGUCAAAAGCUUCCUCUCCAAGAUCCCCAGUGUGGUAUCAGGGGCAGACAUUGUUCAGUGGUUGAUGAAAAACCUCUCCGUUGAGGAUCCAGCUGAAGCCAUCCACCUCGGGAGUCUAAUAGCUGCCCACGGCUACAUCUUCCCCAUCUCAGACCAUGUCCUUACUCUUAAAGAUGACGGGACUCUUUAUCGCUUUCAGUCUCCGUACUUCUGGCCUUCAAACUGUUGGGAGCCCGAGAACACAGACUACGCCAUUUACCUGUGCAAGCGCACCAUGCAGAAUAAGGCCAGACUGGAGCUAGCCGACUAUGAGGCUGAGAACCUCGCCCGGCUGCAGAGGGCCUUCGCCAGGAAGUGGGAAUUUAUCUUCAUGCAAGCUGAGGCUCAAGUCAAGAUCGACAGGAAGAAGGACAAGGCAGAGAGGAAGAUUCUGGACAGCCAGGAGAGGGCGUUCUGGGAUGUUCAUCGCCCAGUGCCAGGCUGUGUCAACACCACAGAGAUGGACAUCCGCAAGUGCCGGAGAGAGAGGAACCCACACAGGGUAAAAAAGUCUGUUUACGGGGUACCAGACGACGGCCAGAGCCAGCCGAGUCCAGUCCACAUCAGCUCCCAGCCCACCAGGAAGACCACCAAAGAGGACGUUCAGAAGGAGAUUACCUUCUUGAACAGCCAGCUGGACAGACACUGUAUGAAGGUUUCCAAAGUGGCAGACAGUCUGAUGGGCUACACAGAGCAGUUUAUGGAAUAUGACCCCUUUGUGUCAACAACAGAGCCCUCUAACCCCUGGAUCAACGACGACACGUCUUUCUGGGACGUGGAGGCGAGCAGUCGAGACCCCAGCCAGCAGCGAGUGAAGAAAUGGGGCUUUUCUCUGGAGGAGGCGCUGAAAGAUCCAGCAGGGAGAGACCAGUUCCUGAAGUUCUUGGAGUCAGAGUUCAGCUCAGAGAACCUGCGAUUCUGGUUAGCGGUGCAGGAUCUAAAGCGACGGCCGCUUCAGGACGUGUCAUCCCGAGCUCAGGAGAUCUGGCAGGAGUUUCUUGCCGAGGGAGCACCGAGCUCCAUCAACCUGGACUCUCACAGCUACGAGCGGACCAGCCAGAACCUGAAAGACCCCGGACGCUACAGCUACGAGGAUGCUCAGGAGCACAUAUUCAAGCUAAUGAAAAGUGACAGCUAUGCACGCUUUUUGCGAUCCAACAUCUACCAAGACCUCCUGUUAGCCAGGAAGAAGCAGCCAGCAGACACUGAACAGGGCCGCCGCACCUCCCUGGAGAAGUUCACCCGCAGUGUGGGAAAGUCACUGACUGGGAAGCGCCUGACAGGCCUGAUGCAGUCGUCCUGACACUUCCCGUGUAGCAGGACUACAGCCGGACACUAUCGGGGGGUCCAUCGCCGCACAGGGUCACAGACAGUGGAGCUGGGCUGGACAAGACUGCUGUGGAGGCUCUCAGACACUGCUCCGAGGACUGCUGUCUUACUGGUAGUACUGAUGCAGCACUGGGCCUGAUUGGGCCCCAAACAGAACCACAAAGGAUAAAGACAAUUAUGACAAAGGAAGCCUCAAUCAACACACCACAUGGCAUGCAGCAUACAGUAUAAGCACAUUCAGACAAGGCUUAGUCUGCAAAGAGUCAACUAAGCUGACCAGUUUGUGUUGUCCUUUUUUUUUUUGUACGUGUGUGUUGGAAAUGAAAAGCAUCUAUUUAGUAUUAUAAUAAUAUUCUUUGAUACAUUUGCGCCGCAACAUAAGCAAUGAAUACAAUUGGUUACGUUUUCCUCAAAUAGCUGGGGUCAUUUCAAACUCAGAUACACUUUAAUAAAAGAUGCACAUCCAAACUUCUACAGAACUAUAAUACUCUGCAUACGCUCUAUAAUCAGGAGGCAACGAGCAAUAAAUAAAGCAUAUGUGGAUUGUAUUUUUAGAAAAUAUAUCCAAACUCUUUUUAUAUGUUUGAAAUUUCUAAUAUCUGUUCAUUAUAAAGCGCUUGCCAUUUAAGUCAGACUUUGGCAGAAAUGAAGACUAUAGAGUUUGUUUAUCCCAAUUUCUUCUUUUUGUUAAAUUAGGUCCUGAAAACUGGAGUUUGUGAAGGUAUAAUUUUCAUGCUUCAUUACAUUCCAAAAAUCUGGCAUAAGGGCUUAAUGUAGCUUCACACUGCUCUGCUGCAUGUGUCAGCCAAACUGUCUUUGUCGAGGAUUAGUUUUUGUUUUCUGCAGCAGUGCUUUGUAAUGACACAUAUAUGUGCAAAGACAGACUGAACAAUGCUUCCACAACUUCCAGGCCUCAAGUUCCAGAAUGUUCAGACUGGCAAAAUGGAAUUCAUAUAUUUGAAAAGUCUGUGGGAAAAACUGCAACGCUUCAACACAAAGAUCACCCACAUGGUUUUACUUUAGUCUCUGCAGAAAGAGCAUUUACAUGCUUUUGGGCUCCUUCUAGAUGGGUAGGCUUCAAGUUUCCAGUGCCAUGGGUCCAUCUAGUGGUGGUUAAACCACAGGACCAGCAACAGAGUGUUAAGGGAUUUUAUUGAGUUGUGGUCAAAUUAUGAUGUCAAAACUUGUUAUUUUAUGAUGUUGGAGAUAUGAAAAGGCCUGCAGCCUAUUACUCAUGAGUCAUGUUUUGUUUUUUACUGCAUUAAUAUUUCAUUUUUUUUACUUUAAACUAAAAAAAAAAAAAAAACUGCCAACAUUUUUCUUGGCAAAAUGUGUUCUGUGAUUCUCCACCUAAUAAUCGUCAUAUGUUUAAAUGAUUGUGGGGGAAAUGGUGCAUGCUAAUGGGCCAUGAUAUGAGUUAACUUAGGGGACAAAUGGGCCACUCUCCAAAGACGGACAUCUGAACUGGACAUCACUCCCCAAUGAUUGGACAUGAAAUAACUGAAAUGCAACCCGGAAACCAUACUUGACCCCGUCAUGAACGCCAAACUGUGCUCUGCUGUGGGUCUACACUUUUCCAAACAGGAAGUGGUUGGCCUGAGGGUUUUUGGUUUCACAGCUCCCCUAGGAGGCCGGUGACUGCUACAGUGACACUGCUGAAUGGUUGAAUCCUCUAUUAUUUUCUAUUAGAGUUGUUGCAAUGCACUGUACAUGUCAUAUUAAUCAUAAAUGUUAUCAAUACCAAUAACCUCUUGAGUAGAGAGAGAUGCUUAACUCGAGUUGAUGUACCAAAUGUUAUUCUCAGCACAAACACAAUGACACUAUGUACAGGGUGCAUUGUAGAUGUAAAUUGGCUAAAUGUCAUUAUCCAAGAGCACACUUUAUUAUUAUUACGGUAUGAGCACAUUACUAUGCAUGUAACAUAUUCAGGGCAUUUUGUGCUUUUAGUUUCUCAAUCAGCAGAACAACUACUGGCACACCAAAACACUCAAGCACCUGCUAUCUAUAAUGGGUACCAAAAAAUAAAAACCUGUCUGUCCAGUGCA
Labrus bergylta (ballan wrasse) is the source of this 4081-nucleotide messenger RNA. Its product is annotated as regulator of G-protein signaling 6. Lineage: Eukaryota; Metazoa; Chordata; Actinopteri; Labriformes; Labridae. Gene Ontology annotation, molecular function: GTPase activator activity. Gene Ontology annotation, cellular component: neuron projection; cytoplasm. The record is from RefSeq and is a predicted model, not a curated record. Gene Ontology annotation, biological process: positive regulation of GTPase activity; intracellular signal transduction; G protein-coupled receptor signaling pathway.